UCUUGGGUGCACUCAGUUAGCCACACAGGUCAGCAGGGCAGGAAUGGAUGGAUAUGAACAGUGCGAUGACAACUACUGCUGAGAUCACAAAUUCACAAUUCGUCCCACUCACUGAAUCGAUCGGUUUCAGAAGAGAGAGAGAGAGAGAGAGAGAGAGAGAUGAGCAGGGUGUGUGUCACCGGGGCCAGCGGCUACAUCGCGGCCUACCUCGUCAAGAAGCUCUUGGAACGAGGCUGCGUCGUCCAUGGAACCUUGAGAAAUCUUGGAGAUGAGAAGAAGACGGCGCCGUUGAGAGAGUUCCCCGGCGCGGCGGAGCGGCUGGUGCUGUUCGAGGCGGACAUGUACGACGCCGACACCUUCGAGCCCGCCAUCGCCGGCUGCGAGUUCGUCUUCCUCGUCGCUACCCCGAUGCAGCACGACCCCACCAGCACCAAGUACAAGAACACCGCCGAAGCGACCACGGACGCGAUGCGCAUCAUCCUGGACCAGUGCGAGCGAUCGAGGACGGUGCGUCGCGUCAUCCACACGGGCUCCGUCACCGCCGCCUCGCCGCUCCGGGAGGACGGCAGCGGCGGCGGCUACAAGGACUUCAUCAACGAGUCCUGCUGGUCUCCUCCCAACCUCACCUGCGACUUCACCAACGAUUACCUGAACGGCUAUGUGUCAUCCAAGACGCUCUCCGAGAAGGAGCUCCUGAGCUACAACGGCUCCUCGCCGUCGCCGGCGUUCGAGGUGGUCACCCUGACGUGCGCGGUCGUCGGCGGCGACACGCUCCAGCCAUGCCCGUGGAGCAGCAGCAUCCCGGUGAUCCUGGCGCCGCUCACCGGCGACGAGCCCUCCCACAACUCCCUCAAGUUCCUGCAGGCGCUGCUGGGGUCCGUGCCGCUGGUGCACGUCGAGGACGCCUGCGACGCGCACGUCUUCUGUAUGGAUCAGCCGUCCAUCGCCGGACGAUUCCUCUGCGCCGCCGGGUACCCCAAUAUGAAGGACUGCGUCGACCACUUCGCCGCCAAGUUCCCCGACAUCGAGAUCAGGCUCAAAGAGGUCAUUGGGGAGGGGGUGAGAGUGCAAGCUGACACCAACAAGCUUGUGGAUUUAGGGUUCAAGUACAGGUAUGGAGUGGAGGAGACGCUGGACAGCAGCGUGGACUGUGCCAAGAGGCUGGGAGAGCUCUGAUAGUCUGAUGUGAUGUGUUGUGUAGCAAAAUCCCUUGCUUCGCUUGACCUGUACAUGUAUACCGUGUGCGUACAUUCUGUGAGAACGGAUUGAUGAAUGAUAAAUUCGUUCCUGCUCAAUUAUCCGUUGGUAAAUUCGUUCCUGCUCAA
This is a messenger RNA of Oryza sativa Japonica Group (Japanese rice), 1325 nucleotides long. RefSeq names its product NADPH HC-toxin reductase 1. Gene Ontology annotation, molecular function: oxidoreductase activity, acting on the CH-OH group of donors, NAD or NADP as acceptor. The record is from RefSeq and is a predicted model, not a curated record. Lineage: Eukaryota; Viridiplantae; Streptophyta; Magnoliopsida; Poales; Poaceae.